CGUUUGUCUUCUCUGGUGAUCGAAAACUCAGGCCUCAACUCCGUCUUCUCCGGCAAGCAAAAAUCGAGAGCAUCAAACGUAAAAUAGAAAGACAAACGGGUAAUCAAACAAUUCUGUCUCAAAAAAUGGCCUUGCAGAAAAGCUCCUCCUCCUCCUUCCUACUCCCCCUCUGCCUCCUCCUUGUGCUGCAGUUGCUUCUAUGGCUGACAAAAACAUCGGCGCAAUCUCAUGCGAGGUCUGGUUGUCAAGAAUACUGCGGAGAUGUUAGAAUUCCAUAUCCUUUUGGAAUAGGUCCCAACUGUUACUUAGAUGAAUGGUUCUCCAUAAGGUGCAAGAGGUCAAGCAGCAACGACAUCGGAUUCGCACCUUACUUAAUAAAGAUCGAUCUUGAGGUGCUGGAAAUUUCAUUGAAUGGAAACUGCCUUCGAGUCAACAAUCUAGUAACAUCUCCCAACUGCCACAUCAACAACAACAGCAGCAACAACCUCAACCUCAACCCCAACAACGCAAGCUCGAUUUUAAGCAUUGACUUGAGAUCUAGCCCUUUUCGCUUCUCAGAAAUAAACAACGUAUUCACGGCCACGGGCAUGAAUUGCAGCAACCAGGGGGCCAUAUCACACAACUUCUCCGGUGUGCAAACUCAUGUCCCUUCUGUUCUCAAUUGGGUUGUACACAAUAUCGCACAACUUCGAUUGGUUCCCGACAACAAUAAAAAUAGCUACUCCUGUCUUCAGGGGUCGUUGGCUUAUUCUUCUAUCCCAAUUGGGUCGGACAUGCAUGAUUCUUCAUUGCUCGACAAGUGUGUUGUUGUUCAAACCCUCCAGUGCGUUUGCAAUUUCCCCUUCUAUGGAAAUCCUUAUUUUUCCAAUGGAUGUGUAGAUACGUCCAUUAAACCUCCUAAGCCAAAUGCGAGGACUAUCUUUAGUCUUUUUAUUGUUUCUUGGUGGGUGUACAAAAUAAUGGAGAAAAUAAUGAAGAAAAUAAAUGAUGAGCAACGCGAAAUAAAUGACAAGCAACGCAAGGAAAAUUUCUUCAAGCGAAAUGGUGGUUUCUUGCUACAACACAAGUUAUCUUCAAGUGAUGGCAGUGAAAAAAUCAAAUUGUUUAAUUCGAAGGAGUUGGAGAAAGCCACCGAUCAUUACCAUGAAGAUCGUAUUCUCGGCCAAGGAGGCCAAGGUACUGUUUACAAAGGCAUGUUGUCAGAUGGAAGAAUCAUAGCUGUUAAAAAGUCUAAGGUUGUCGCCAAGGGACAAGUUGAGCAAUUCAUCAAUGAAGUCGUCAUUCUUUCACAAAUUGUCCAUAGGAAUAUAGUCAAGCUCUUAGGUUGUUGUUUAGAGACAGAAGUUCCAAUGCUAAUAUAUGAGUUCAUUCCAAAUGGAACACUCUCUCAACAUAUUCAUGAUCCAAACGAGGAGUUCCCACUUUCAUGGGAGAUGCGCUUUCGGAUUGCCAUAGAAGUUGCUGGAGCUCUUUCCUACUUACAUUAUGCAGCUUCCAUACCCAUAUAUCAUCGAGACAUGAAGUCAACCAACAUACUCUUGGAUGAUAAAUAUAAAGCAAAAGUUUCUGAUUUUGGAACUUCAACAUCGAUUGAUGUUGAUAAUACUCAUUUGACCACACGAGUACAGGGGACAUUUGGGUACUUUGAUCCAGAGUACUUUCGAUCGAACCAAUUUACUGAUAAAAGUGAUGUUUAUAGUUUCGGAGUUGUUAUUGUUGAGCUUUUAACUGGGCAAAAACCAAUCUUUUCCACUAGAUCCGAAGAAAGCAAGAGUUUAGUCACACAUUUUAUGGAAUCAAUGGAGGAAAAUUGUCUACUUGAGAUUCUUGAUCCACGGAUUCUCAAGGAGGGUCGGAGAGAAGAGAUGAUUGCUGUUGCUCACCUCGCAAGAAGAUGCCUAAACUUGAAUGGAAAGAAAAGGCCUACAAUGAAAGAUGUAGCAGUUGAGUUGGAAGGAAUUAGAAUGUCACAAGGAAGUUCAACCAUUCACCAACACUAUAAGAAGUUGAAUACAGUACAACUGAUUUGACUGAGAGGCUUUGGAUGUUGCUUCAACCUGAAUAGGUGCAUUUUUAGAUAGUGGGAGUGGCACAGCUUUAUCGUUUGAUGUCCGACCACUUUUGCAUACUAUGUAGUUGGUAUAAACUAUACAUAUAAUGCUUGUCCAUGCUAGAUAUUUACCAUAAAGCUUUGUUAUUCAAAUGUUAAUUAUGUACUAGUAUGUAACGUUACAAACAUAUGUACUAAUUACUUAUGCUUUGGAUUGGCAAUAAUAGUAGUUUUCUACACCAUAUUUUCUAUUGA
Molecule: messenger RNA, 2305 nt
Organism: Camellia sinensis
Lineage: Eukaryota; Viridiplantae; Streptophyta; Magnoliopsida; Ericales; Theaceae
Source: RefSeq, a predicted model, not a curated record